Messenger RNA from Arachis duranensis, 1678 nucleotides. Its product is annotated as rho GDP-dissociation inhibitor 1-like. Gene Ontology annotation, biological process: Rho protein signal transduction. Gene Ontology annotation, molecular function: protein binding; Rho GDP-dissociation inhibitor activity. Gene Ontology annotation, cellular component: membrane; cytoplasm; cytosol. Lineage: Eukaryota; Viridiplantae; Streptophyta; Magnoliopsida; Fabales; Fabaceae. The coding region runs from base 685 to 1434 and encodes 249 amino acids. The transcript is spliced from 5 exons. The record is from RefSeq and is a predicted model, not a curated record.
AAUUUGAGGGGGGAUGUAAGAAGUACAAAUUUAUUUUAGGUAUCCAGCUCAGGAAAAGUGAAGACUGGAGACUAAUCCUAUCAUAUGGUUUGACAGCAAUAAUAACGGUAUUACCCAUAAGAAGGACCGGAGAAGUCAAAACCCAUGUUUAGUUCACGAACCAUAUUUUAGAUCAUGAUUAUGAAAUUCCCUUAUCCAUGGUGUGUUUUCAAACAUGAGUAGUAGUUUUCUUUUUCUUGCGUUUAAAUGAGUUUUGUUUUAACAUACCAUUUAUUAUAGAACGUUCAAAGAUGGCAGAGUAGUGCUCCCUGCAACUACGAGAGUGACCUUCACGAUGAGAUUGAGAUAGAUAAUAGAUGACGAACAUAAGCCCAAUCUCACAAACCAUUCUCCCUCUCUCAAUUGUUUCCAUAUUUGUAGUAUAAUAUCUUUGAAUUGCGGAUCACCCUCCGACCCUCUUUCUCUCUCUUUGUGCCUUCUUGGCCACUUUCCUUGCGUUGCUCAUUUUUCUUCUCAUAUUCCAAUUAGCCUUUUUCUUUCUUUCUUUCUGAGUCUUUGUUGCAGAGUAGCACCCAAAGUUGUUGAAGGUGGUUUUAACAUACGCAAGACAGAACGCAGUGUAGUUGUUGUUGGCGUUGGUGCCAGUACAACACUGCCGUAUACAGUAUACUUAUAACUGCGUUGAUGUCUUUGGCCAUUGGAGUGGCUUCAAAAAGCAGCAUGGGUUUUGAGGACAAGAGCAACGGCGAUGCAACUACCCCUGACACGCACCACCACUCCGGCAAAGGUGCCACCACUGACGAUGAAAGCGGCGAUGAACGAGGCCAGAGUCUCAGUAGGUACAAGAGUGAGAGCUCGGUUGCUCUCACUGAGGACGAAGAAGAUGACGACGACAGGGAGAUUGAGUUGGGCCCUCAGUGCACCUUGAAAGAGCAGCUCGAGAAGGACAAGGAUGACGAGAGCUUGAGGAGGUGGAAGGAACAGCUUCUUGGAAGCGUCGACAUGAAUUCUGUUGGAGAAACUUUGGAGCCCGAGGUGAAGAUCCUGAGCCUUGCAAUAAAGGUAGAUGGUAGACCUGACAUUGUUCUUCCAAUACCAGAAACAGGAAAUCCCAAUGGUUCGUGGUUUACUUUGAAAGAAGGUAGCCAUUACAGGCUCAUGUUCACUUUCCAGGUUAGCCAUAACAUAGUUUCAGGUCUCAAAUACACCAACACUGUGUGGAAAACUGGUAUCAAGGUGGACAGUACCAAAGAGAUGAUUGGAACAUUUAGCCCACAAGCAGAGCCUUACACGCAUGAGAUGCCAGAAGAGACAACACCAUCUGGGAUAUUUGCUAGAGGGUCAUACUCUGCCAAAACUAAGUUUGUUGAUGAUGACAACAAGUCAUACUUGGAUAUCACCUACACUUUUGAUAUUCGAAAGGACUGGCAAUAGGUUUCAACUGAAGUCUCCAUCAGUGAUGUUUAAUCCUUAGUCAUUGUUAUUUGAGCUGAAAUCUCCUUCAGUGUUCACUUGUUCCUUUUCCAUUUGUUUACUAUUUAUUUAUAAUCCUGUCUGAGACCAGUAAUCUUAACAAUGAUUAGAGGAUUUGUAGGUAGAAAGUUAUAUGCUUCUCUAGUUGAUCAUUUUGUCGAUAAAUUCGAGUAUGCCCUCUUUGGUUGCACAAAUAUGCUCGCUC